Messenger RNA from Xenia sp. Carnegie-2017, 3120 nucleotides. Its product is annotated as mediator of RNA polymerase II transcription subunit 25-like. The coding region runs from base 188 to 2866 and encodes 892 amino acids. The transcript has 17 exons. Gene Ontology annotation, cellular component: transcription regulator complex; mediator complex. NCBI's taxonomy places the organism in Eukaryota, Metazoa, Cnidaria, Anthozoa, Malacalcyonacea, Xeniidae. The record is from RefSeq and is a predicted model, not a curated record. Gene Ontology annotation, biological process: positive regulation of transcription by RNA polymerase II.
UGCUGGCGUCAUGUUACAAGGAAGUAGGAAGUCGUCGCGUUUACAAUUACAAAUGGUUUGUAAAACAAUGAAGUGCUAACAUACAAGAUGAAUGUCAUCAGCCGUGGCAAGAGAUUGGAUGAACUUGCGUGAUUUCAUUAGUGAUGAUUGAAGCAAUUUGAAGUGUAGAACUCUUCACAAUAAUAAAAUGGUUAUUUACACCGAAAAAGAUGUUGUGUUCUUAAUCGAGGGAACGUCGAAUCUAGGAUUACAUUAUUCAAAAUUCAAGCCUUAUCUUGAGAAAUUAAUCGAAUAUUUCAAUGAGGGUGCAGUACCAAAUGAUGAACUCAUUGCUUCAAAUUUUGAAAACAUCAACUAUUACUUGGUAACGUAUGGCACAAAAGACGACUAUCCACAUCCUCCCGUGAAUGUAUUACUGGAUACAACUAACAGUCGUUUAUUUCUUGAUAAAAUUCAAAAUUUCAAAUGUGAAGGUGGUGGAGGAGAGUAUUAUGCACUGUUGGCAGAUGGUCUGAGUAUUGCUUUAGAAAUAUUAGAUACUUCAGGACAUCGAGAGUUUCACAGGGAUUGUAAUGUACAAAGAUAUUGUAUAAUUGUUGCCAUGGCACCACCUUAUCCUGACGCGACGAGUUUAGAGGGAAAUAGCUUCUGCGAUCUUACCAUUGAUGAGCUUGCUAUGAAAAUGGGACAGUUAGGAGUACAUCUUUCUUUGAUUGCACCACACAAAAUGGCAACAUUUCAGAACAUCUUUGACAAGGCCAAUUACGACAACAAGAAAUCCAUCCUUCCCAAAGACUUUGUCGUCGAUAAAAAUCACCUCGUUUGUCUGAAAGGAAUAGACUUCCAUGUUACUGAUGUUCCAAAUGUUGAAAUACCUGCACCUUCACAUAAACCUGAAUAUUCAGAAUGGCCAGGAAAUACUAAUACAAGUGGAGGUACAACACAAGUAAUGGCAUGGAGUGGAUGUUUACAUUGGCAAGAAAUGAUUCGUUCUGAAACAGGAAGCAACUCUGUGAAGAGAACGCUUAAAUGUCACGUGUGCACUUCUCCUUCUGAUAAUUUACAAACUGAUAAAUGGCCUCAAGAAUUACUUAUGCAGCUAAUACCUCAAUCCUUAUUGACAACUCUUGGGACGCUCCUUCAUAAUUCCAAGACUGUCAGUUUUCAUUUUUCUGCAAAUGAUCCAGAGUCAUUAAAAGCGUUAUAUCGGGUGAUGGCAACAACCAAAGUUCGAUUUGCUGGUUGCGUGCACUUCAGAAAUGCUCCAAACCUUCAACAAUGCGAUGUGAAAAUUUUACUUUUGAUAUUCAGUCCAAGAAAAAGAGCUUUUGUUGGACUAAUACCCGUUGAUCAGGACAAAUUUGUUGCUGCAAUGAGGAGGUUGGUGGAAAAUCACAGAAAACAACAAAUGCUGAACGCAGCAGCUUACAGAAUGCAAAUGCAACGACAGCAAGCUCAACAACAGCAAACGCCACAGCAACAAAUGCAACCGCAACAAAUGCAACCGCAACAAAUGCAACCGCAACAAAUGCAACCACAACAAAUGCCACAAUUGCAAGGACAAGGACAGAAGUUGCAGCAACAGCCAAUGCAACAGCCGAUGCAACCAACGCCAGGACAGGCGCUACAGCAACAGUCAGCACAACAGAUUCAACAACCAUUGCAACCAAGGCUUAUUCGUUUGCCUGUCAAUCCAUCUCCAAAAAAAUCAAUUGCAGACAUAAACACAUCAAUGCAGCUAAGCAACAGUACAUUGUCGGUAGCUGGUACACCACAACAAAGUAUUAGCAGCAACAUGUUGAAUCAGCAAAUUAAUAACAAGUUGCCAGGUCAAGAUUUGAUACAGUUGUUUAAACAGCGAAAGCAACUGAUGCAUCAACAACAAGCUUCAAAUUCAGGAACAACUGGAAAUAACACUGCAGGAAUUAACCGUAUCAAUGCCAAUCGAGCGCGCCUUCUUUUGCAACAAGUGAACUCCCAUGUCCCACAACCUAUGCAACCUGUUAAACACUUACAACAAUUGCAACAGUUACAACAGUUACAUCACCAACUGCAGCUGCAACAAAAACAAGAACAACAACAACAGACCAGUACUCAGCUUACAAUGCAGCAAUUUCCACAGCAAUUUCCACAGCAAAACCAGCAACACAAGAUUCAGGUUGCAAAAAACAACAUGCAGUUACAGUUUCAACAAAUGCAAAAAUCUAAACAACAGUUGCAGCAGCAGAUGCAACAACAACAAUUUCAGCAGCCUUUGCAACAGCAACAACAACAACAACAACAACAGCAGCAGCCUUUGCAACAACAACUUCAGUUUUCGCAACAACAGCUACAACAAACUUCACAACAACAAAAGCAAUUUCACAUGCAGCAACUUCACAAAAAAUUGCAACAGCAGAAAAUGUUGAGUCAGCAACAACAAAUGACGCAAACGCAGACUUCACAGCAGCAACAAUUGCAUGCUCUGCAGCACCAAACACAACAAAUUCAGUUGCGACAGCAUGAUUUACAGGAGCCAAAACCCCACCAACAUCUUCAGGAGGAGGCAGAUAAGCUUACUGCGCAUAUGCAAAUAGACAACAACCCGCAACAACACAUUCAACUGCAACCAACUCAGCAACUUCAAUUGCAACAGCAGCAGACGCAGCAACAGUCUCUCGUCAAACAAGCAUUAUCAAAUAGUAAUAUUCUGGUGCAACUUGCACAACGUCCUCAAAGUCAAAUAAAGACGCAACCGCUGACAACUGUACCGCGUCCUCAACAGUUGUCGCAGGCAACUCUGACACAAGAAGCGAUGAGGCAAAAUCAGGUGAAUUCCAAUAACGUGAACCAAGAUGAUAGCAAUCUCUACGAUCUGUUGAACUGAACGGCCAUUAUCUGUUGAACUGAACGAUGGUCAUCCAGCUGGCCAUUUAGUCAUUACAUAGUCAUUUUAGUCAAUGUAUUUCAUAAUAAUUGUAGUCUUUAUUUGAAUUCGUAAAAAUUAUUUAUCAAUCAUAGGUCUUUUAGAACUCGAUGUAUUCAAUAUUGUGUAAUGAUAUAGUAUAACAUAUAGUAUAAUUAUGUUAUAGCGUAACAUACUGAGUGAAAUAAAUUUCAAUAAAUUCAGUAUUUUGGUGA